Messenger RNA from Ruditapes philippinarum (Manila clam), 711 nucleotides. RefSeq lists its product as uncharacterized. NCBI's taxonomy places the organism in Eukaryota, Metazoa, Mollusca, Bivalvia, Venerida, Veneridae. The record is from RefSeq and is a predicted model, not a curated record. The transcript has a single exon. Bases 1 to 711 code for a protein of 236 amino acids.
AUGACCCUGAUGGAAAAUAGAGUCUCCUCGCUUGAAUCAUCAGUUUUAGAAAAUAACGGUCGAAUAUUAGAUGUAGAAGCCAGUCGUGCUAUGGAUUCCCAAACGUGUGAUGAACUGCUUGAGAAACAGAAAUCUAUUGACUCAGUCCUAAAGGGGGAGAGAGAUCGUAUAAAACAGCUUUCGAAUAACUAUGAUACCCUGAAAAAACAAAAUCACAAUCUAUUAGAAGAGGUACAAGAUCUUCAAUCCCGAUCUAUGAGGGACAACCUAUUAUUCUUUGGUCUUGAUGAAUGUAAAUCGUUUGAUGAGAGAAAAUCCGAAAAUUGUAUGAACAAAAUUUAUAGCUUUCUUCAAAAUACACUCAAUAUUACUGACGCCAGAGAAAAAAUAAAAAUAGACAGGGCCCAUCGUAUUGGAAAUUAUGUAAACAGUAAAACACGACCAAUAGUAGUUAAGUUCAAUUUCUACCAGGACAAGUUAACAGUUAAAGAGCGUGUGCGUGAUGUGACCAAAGAUCAAGAUCAUCCCUCGUUCCGAGUCGGUGACCAAUUCCCGAAAGCGGUGCAGGAGAAACGGAGGAAGUUGAUUCCUACCCUCAUUGCUGCCAAACGAGCCAAUAAGAAUGCUUGGCUAUCAUAUGAUAAACUUUGUAUUGACGGUAAAAUGUUUACGGUAGAUACGGUGUCACGUGCCGGUUAUGAUACUUAUUAG